Mercurialis annua (annual mercury) is the source of this 606-nucleotide messenger RNA. Its product is annotated as small ubiquitin-related modifier 1-like. NCBI's taxonomy places the organism in Eukaryota, Viridiplantae, Streptophyta, Magnoliopsida, Malpighiales, Euphorbiaceae. Gene Ontology annotation, molecular function: ubiquitin-like protein ligase binding; protein tag activity. The record is from RefSeq and is a predicted model, not a curated record. Gene Ontology annotation, cellular component: nucleus. Bases 91 to 408 code for a protein of 105 amino acids. Gene Ontology annotation, biological process: protein sumoylation. The transcript is spliced from 3 exons.
UUUCAAUUCCUCAUUUGUGUUUAGUAUUUGUACUGGCAGUGAAAUAGAAACAGUGUAAACACUUAAACUAGAGUAGAAUCGGUGAUAAAUAUGUCUGCAACCGGUGACGGCGGAGGCGGUGGCGGUGGUCAGGAAGAAGACAAGAAGCCUGUGGAUCAAACUGCUCAUAUUAAUCUUAAAGUGAAGGGACAAGAUGGCAAUGAGGUGUUUUUCAGGAUCAAGAGAAGCACGCAGCUGCGGAAACUAAUGACUGCUUACUGUGAUAGGCAAUCAGUAGAAUUCAACUCGAUUGCUUUUCUGUUUGAUGGCAGGAGGCUGCGUGCUGAACAGACUCCUGAUGAGCUUGAGAUGGAAGAUGGAGAUGAAAUUGAUGCUAUGCUGCACCAAACUGGAGGUGGAGAUGCAUAGCUUGAGUGCACAUUGACUAAGCCGAUGAAUACAACGGAGGUGGAUUGAAAUAUUAUUACCCUACUAGUUUAUUUGGAAAAGCUGCUGUAAAUGGAGAUCAAACUCAUGCAGACUGUACUCUGGUUUUCUAUAUAUUUUGUUUCAUCGACUUUGAACUUAUUAAUUUAUCAUCCUGAGAUGCAAUUUCAACUGGUUUAA